GCAUCGCCGACCUUCGCAAACUCGGGCUUCCAAAUAUUGACAUUACGGCUUGAUCGCUCAUCCUCGCAGCAUGCAAAAGUCCUACCGUGAUCAUUUCUGACAGAGACACGCUUCUGCGCCGCACCAAGCUUCCUGACUUACCUCCGUGCUGAUGCAAGCACGCUUCUCCACUUGAGAUUCGUGGCGUCUGCCGCCUCAAAUAUGGUCGUUGCCCCCUCUGCCGUACGUGAGCUGGGAGGACCAGGAUCGGGUCAAGUGUUUUCCAGGGCACACAUGACUUUCUAUAUCUGGGGAUCCGGCGUACAGGGUGAGUGCACUCGGUCAGACGGCGUCGUUCUCGCGGUUUGCUGCCCCGCAUCCGAGCGAGGCCUGUGCGCUCGGCCUGGUAUCGGAGGCCAGGGCACGUUAAAUACGGGCGGUGAUCGGUAGGUCGAUAAAGACGGUCCUCGGAUCGACGCUCUGUCUUCAGCUCCUACGCCUGCUCGCUGCUUAAACAUCUAGGACGACCCUCCCGUGAAGCUAAUCCAGCACUCGAGGAACCAUGGCAGGACAUGAUGACGGCAAGGCUGUAGCGAAUGGCAUCCCGCCUCCUCCGUUCCAGCUCCCGACUCCAGAUAGCCCAGAUGUGAUUACGGCCAACAUGUUCAAGCUCACGGAGCUGACUCCGGACGAUCGCAAGCGAUUCCUAUUGAGGAACCUCGUCGCCCAUCUACAUUCAUUCGUACGGGAGACAAGUUUGACGACAGCGGAGUGGGACCAGACCAUCAAGUUCCUGACCCGCGUCGGACAGACGUGUACGCCUAUCCGCCAGGAGUUUAUCCUCCUGUCCGAUGUCCUGGGAGUAUCUGCACUAGUGGACGCCAUAAACAACCCUCCGGAGAACGGCGCGACGGAGAGCAGCGUCCUCGGACCGUUUUUCACCGAAGAUGCUCCCGAUGUGGCAAACGGCGAUUCCAUCGCGUCGGAGGGCAAAGGGGAGUACAUGUAUGUCGAAGGACGAGUUCUCAGCGUAGACGGGACGCCCAUUCCGAACGCUACUGUCGAGACAUGGGAGACGGAUGCGAACGGCUUCUACGACACUCAGUAUACCACCCGAGAUCGGCCGGACUGCAGAGGACGUCUGCAUUCGGACCAGGAUGGCCACUUCGGAUACCGCGCUGUGGUGCCCGUCGCCUAUCCGAUCCCAGGAGAUGGACCUGUCGGCGAGUUGCUUCUGGGAAUUGGUAGACACAACAUGCGCCCGAAUCACCUGCACCUCAUGAUCGAGGCGCCUGGCUAUCGCAAGCUGACUACGGCGUUCUACCCAGAAGGCGACCUGUACUUGGAGAGCGAUGCGGUAUUUGGGGUCAAGAAAUCGCUCGUCGUGAAACUGCAAACGAUCAAGGACGAGGCCGAGGCGCGAAAGCGAGGCUUCCCGAAGGGCGACACCUUCAAGCUGCUGCAGCGCGACAUCAUCCUGGUUCCGGAGGACCUGGCGGCGAAAGCGUUCAAGGAGAAGGCUGAAGCUGCGGCGAAGAAUGCGGCUGUUUCUCUGUGAGGUCGGCGACUGUGGAUGUCAUGGACAAUGUACUAGUAGAACCCCAGAUUGAAGACGGGUUGUUUGUGCUUCGUGUUUGC
This is a messenger RNA of Dichomitus squalens LYAD-421 SS1, 1617 nucleotides long. Its product is annotated as aromatic compound dioxygenase. Gene Ontology annotation, molecular function: ferric iron binding; catechol 1,2-dioxygenase activity. Lineage: Eukaryota; Fungi; Basidiomycota; Agaricomycetes; Polyporales; Polyporaceae. The record is from RefSeq and is a predicted model, not a curated record. Gene Ontology annotation, biological process: catechol-containing compound metabolic process. The transcript has 8 exons. The coding region runs from base 542 to 1537 and encodes 331 amino acids.